CUCUCCCUCCACUCGCGUGCGGAACCGCUCUCCUCCCUUAUCGCCAAAACCCCCGGCCGGAGCAGCGGCGAGCAAGGCUCACCGGCGGCACCCCUCCCCACUCCCUCGACCGCGGGCGCGCGCGCAGAUGCGGCCGUCGCCCAUGGCGGCAAGGGCGGCGAGCGGGUGCUCCUCGGCGGCGCUGGCCUUCUUCCGCCUCCGCCCGCUUGGCCGCGCCACCCGCCUGGCCCCCGCGGGCCGCUCCGCGUUCGGCGCCACUGCCGCCUGCCGGGGCCGCCUCGUCGACUCCGUCCUCCAGGAGCUCCGGUCCCGCAGGCGGGUCCGGGUCUCCGCAAGGAUCGGAUUGCAGGGCACAAAGGAACUGUCGGAUAGUAAGAUAGAGAAGAGAACAAUACAAAAAGGAUUGCUGCUUGAAUUUCACAAAGAUUCUGAGAGAUCCUUGCUCGCUGUUGUCGAAAGGCCUGAUGGGAAGAAAAACUGGGUAGUCACUGACCAGAAUGGUAUCUUAUCUUCUAUAAAGCCCCAGCAGGUGACAUAUGUUGUACCUGGUACCAUGGAUUUUGAUUGUUCAAGAAUAGCUGAAUUUCUCGAGAAAGCGCAAGAUCUCUUGGACCCUACUAUCUUGGAAUGUGCCUGGAUGGAGCUUUCUGAGAAAGACAAAUCAGUAACUGUUGAGGAGUUUGCCGAUAUAGUUUAUGGCAGCAAGGAGUCUCUGGAAAGCUACUGUGCACACUUUUUGUUGUCACGGGAUAUUGUGUAUUUUGUGAAGGUGGAGAGCAGAGGUUCUUCCAUAUACCAGCCUCGCCCAUCUGCUCAGGUGGAUGAACUUUUACGACGGAAGCUUGCUAAAGAGGCCGCCGAUAAGGAACUGGAAGAAUUUGUCCACCUACUCAAGUCUGCUAAAGCAUUGCCUCUAGGCUCUAAGCCUCCAAAAAAUUCAUGGUUGAUGGAAGAGAAAGUGAAACAAAAAAUCGAGUCUCUUCAGGCAUAUGCAGUUGAUGUGUGUAAUGAUGAACAAAGAAGAAUGGCAGGAAAUAUUCUCAAGGCUAUGGGUUUCGCACGGACGUCAUCAGCUGCCCUAAAGCUCCUUAUAAAUGUGGGUUACUUCCCCGUGCAUGUCAAUCUUGAUCUUUUCAGGUAUGAUGUUCAAACCACGUAUACCGAGAAAGUUUUAUCUGUUGCUGAGGAGCUUCUGGUGGAUUGUCCUGAUUCAGAUAAGCAUGUCAGGAAGGAUCUUUCAAAUUUGAGAGUGUAUGCCAUUGAUGUGGAUGAGGCUGAUGAACUUGAUGAUGCAUUAAGUGCAACUAGACUACCUGAUGGUAGGAUAAAGGUCUGGAUACAUGUAGCUGACCCAACAUGCUUUCUUCAACCCCGGAGCAUCCUUGACAGGGAAGCAAUGCACAGAGGAACCUCCAUAUUUUUACCAACUGCCACCUUUCCAAUGUUCCCAGAGAGGCUUGCUAUGAAUGCUAUGAGUUUGCAACAGGGUACAGAUUGUAGAUCUGUAAGCGUAUCUGUGAUUUUGCAUCCAGAUGGAAGUAUUGCAGAAUAUUCGAUAGAGAACUCAGUAAUCAAACCUACCUACAUGUUAACAUAUGAGGGUGCAACUGAAUUGCUGUACAUGAAUCUGGAAGAAGAGAAAGACCUGAGGAUUCUUCAAGAAGCUGCUUCAAUUCGUGCACAAUGGCGUCGCAGCCAGGGUUCAAUCGACACUGCUAUGAUAGAACCUCGUAUCAAGGUGGCAAAUCCGGAUGAUCCUGAACCAAACAUUAAUUUAUAUGUUGAAGAUCAAACCAACCCAGCAAUGCAGCUUGUAUCUGAGAUGAUGAUACUUUGUGGGGAGGCGGUGGCUGCGUUUGGUUCUGACAACAACAUUCCUUUGCCAUACAGAGGGCAUCCCCAGUCUAAUACAGCUGUGUCAGCAUUUGCCUAUCUACCUGAAGGGCCUGCCAGGAGCGUUGCCAAUAUCAGUGUGCUUCGUGCUGCAGAAAUGGAUUUUCGAAAACCUGUAGCACACGGUGUCCUCGGAAUUCCUGGCUAUGUACAGUUCACCUCCCCUAUUCGAAGAUAUGUUGACCUGCUUGCUCAUUAUCAGGUAAAGGCUUUUCUUAGAGGUGAAUCUCCACCAUAUUCAGCUGGUGAUCUGGAAGGGAUGACAUUUAUUGCGAGCAUGCAUGUUAAAGUAGCUAGGAAGCUCCAUAGCAACAGCUUACGUUACUGGUUGCUGGAGUACUUAAGGAGGCAGCCAAAGGGGAGGAAGUAUAGAGCACUAUUACUUAAGUUCAUCAAGGAUCGCAUGGCAACAUUGCUUUUGGUGGAUGUCGGGAUUCAGGUCACAACCGUGGUUGCAGCCGGGAAAGUGGGAGAUGAAGCGAGUGUCGUUGUGGAAAUGGUUCAUCCCCGCGACGACAUCUUAUCAGUUACGGAGAUUGCACAAGACACGGAGGAGUAAAUGCUUGCAAUGGGUAAUGGACGCUCAUUGCCUCGCUCCCUGGACAUGGAUAUUCAUUUUUGGUGCGCAUGAUGGAGGUGAUUCAUUACUUUGGCACUUAGGUGAGGAUCUCCCCUUCAGGACCAUGCUCUCGAGUUCGGUAUCAUGCUUGGGAUUAUGGAAUAGAACACGCGUAUGGUCGCCCUGGUUAAAGUUCAAGCAGGAUACAAUCGUCUAACCGUCUCGCUAAUCCAUUUUUGAGGCUGAGGCAGUUCUGAUGAAAGCACAGGUCUGGUUUGGUUGAAUUUCCUUGGGGUCCUUGGGCGUUUAGGUUCGGGUGCUGAGUUCUGGGAGUAAUAGUUUUUUUGUAUAGCUAGCUACACUCAUAUAAUCCGGGGUUUGACGAUCUGCGGACACGCCAUCUUAUAUAUUCAAUCCAUCACAAUGUAUAUUCGUUCUCAGAUGUAUAUAACGGAGUUACUUCGGGCA
Aegilops tauschii subsp. strangulata is the source of this 2920-nucleotide messenger RNA. RefSeq names its product ribonuclease II, chloroplastic/mitochondrial. Lineage: Eukaryota; Viridiplantae; Streptophyta; Magnoliopsida; Poales; Poaceae. Gene Ontology annotation, biological process: mRNA catabolic process. The record is from RefSeq and is a predicted model, not a curated record. Gene Ontology annotation, molecular function: 3'-5'-RNA exonuclease activity; RNA binding. Gene Ontology annotation, cellular component: P-body.